AUGGCUGACACUAUUACCUCUAUGGAUGAGGAUUUCUCAGAAUGGUAUAUUGAUCUUGUUCUCAAAGCUGAACUUGCAGACUAUAGUCCAGUAAAAGGGUGUAUGGUUAUUCGCCCUCGUGGGUAUGCACUGUGGGAGCACAUGCGUGAAGCAUUGGAUGCUGAGUUUAAGAGGACAGGGCAUAAAAAUGCUUACUUUCCGCUGCUUAUACCAGAGCACUUUAUUGCAAAAGAGAAAGAGCAUGUGGAGGGUUUUUCCCCUGAACUUGCUGUAGUUACCCAUGCUGGAGCAGAAAAACUAGAACAACCUCUUGUUCUCCGCCCUACUUCCGAAACUAUUAUUUGGAGCAUGUACAAGAAAUGGAUACAUUCGUAUCGAGAUCUUCCCAUACUUAUAAAUCAAUGGGCCAAUGUUAUUCGCUGGGAAAAGCGGACUCGUCUUUUUCUAAGAACAACAGAAUUUUUAUGGCAGGAAGGACAUACAGCACAUCAAACACGCACAGAAGCUAUAGAAGAGACACUCUGCAUGCUUGGUAUAUAUAGGGAUUUUGCUGAGAAAGUGCUAGCUCUUCCUGUGCUUUCUGGCAAAAAAACAGAAGAAGAGAAAUUUGCUGGUGCAGUAGACACAUACGCUGUAGAAACCUUGCUCCAAGAUGGGAAAUCUUUGCAGGCUGGCACUUCACACUUUUUAGGUCAAAAUUUUGCAAAGGCCUUUGACGUGCAGUUUCAAAAUGAGCAUUUGGAACUUGAAUAUGUGUGGGCGAGUUCUUGGGGGGUGUCAACCCGACUUAUCGGUGCCGUUAUUAUGACCCAUUCCGACAACAAGGGUUUAGUGCUUCCUCCGCGCAUAGCACCCGAAGAGGCGGUGAUUAUACCAAUAUAUAAGCAAGACAGCAAGGGAGUGGUACUGAGAAGAGUUAUUGAGCUUAAAUCACAAUUACAGAAGCAUUUUCGUAUAGAAUUAGACGACAGCGAUACACAAAAACCUGGAUGGAAAUUUGCAGAAUGGGAACUCAGAGGGACCCCAGUACGCAUAGAGCUUGGACCACGAGAUGUAGAACAGAACUGUGUAACGCUGGUAUGUCGCGAUAAUGGUGAAAAACUACAGGUGACAUAUAAUGAGUUAGAAAGCCGCCUAUCCUCGCUUCUUGCAGAAAUACAGAACCGUCUUUAUAACAAGGCGCUUGCAUUUCAAAAAGAACACUCACAUCACCCAAGCACCUAUAAAGAGUGCACAGAACUAUUAAACGGUAAAAUACCUGGCUAUAUUUUUGCACCAUGGGAUGGAACAAGAGAAACAGAAAAAGCAAUAAAAGAAGAGACAAAGGCUACUAUUCGCAUAGUACUGGAUACAGAGACUGCACAUACGCAGUGUCUUUACAGCGGAAACCCAGCAAAGCACAUGGCAGUCUUUGCAAAAGCAUAUUGA
This is a messenger RNA of Ylistrum balloti, 1428 nucleotides long. Its product is annotated as proline--tRNA ligase-like. Lineage: Eukaryota; Metazoa; Mollusca; Bivalvia; Pectinida; Pectinidae. Gene Ontology annotation, biological process: prolyl-tRNA aminoacylation. The coding region runs from base 1 to 1428 and encodes 475 amino acids. Gene Ontology annotation, molecular function: ATP binding; proline-tRNA ligase activity. Gene Ontology annotation, cellular component: aminoacyl-tRNA synthetase multienzyme complex; cytoplasm. The record is from RefSeq and is a predicted model, not a curated record. The transcript has a single exon.